Messenger RNA from Colletotrichum scovillei, 942 nucleotides. RefSeq lists its product as uncharacterized. Gene Ontology annotation, biological process: secondary metabolite biosynthetic process. Bases 1 to 942 code for a protein of 313 amino acids. NCBI's taxonomy places the organism in Eukaryota, Fungi, Ascomycota, Sordariomycetes, Glomerellales, Glomerellaceae. The transcript has 2 exons. The record is from RefSeq and is a predicted model, not a curated record.
AUGGGCCAAGGGGGCUACAGGCAAAUCAACAAAGCGCUCAAUGUGUCUGUCUUUGAGAGUUAUCUUGAGACACAGCAGGCGCAACUACCAAAACUCCAAGACAUCCAACAGCUGAGCCCCAGGGUGAUCCGAAUACUCGGGCAAAACCCCGGCAAGUUUACGCUCCAGGGAACAAACACCUACAUUGUCGGCACCGGAAAGAAGAGGCUCCUCAUUGACACCGGCCAAGGAAUGCGCGAGUGGGCGGACAUGGUCGAAACCACCCUUGGCAAGCAUGGCAUAGGCUUUUCGCACAUAAUGCUAACGCACUGGCACGGUGACCACACCGGCGGCGUGCCAGAUCUCCUUCAAAUGUUUCCAGACCUCUCGGAUCGUGUGUUCAAGCACAGUCCUUCCGAGGGACAGAGACCAAUCGCGGACGGGGAGAUGUUCAGCGUUGAGGGUGCCACCCUACGGGCUAUUCACGGAGAAGGCCACUCGCACGGUCACGUCUGCUUUGUGCUCGAGGAGGAAAACGCCAUGUUUACAGGCGACAAUGCCCUCGGCCACGGGACCAGCGCUGUGGAGCACCUCGGCCUCUACAUGCAGACCCUUGAGAAGAUGAAGAUGCAGGGAUGUGCGGUGGGAUAUCCCGCCCACGGCGAUAUCAUCGCCAAUCUGACGGCAAAGAUCACUCAAGAGCUUGCAUCCAAGACACGUCGCGAAGAGCGAUGUCUCGGCAUUAUGAGUAAGCUGAAGAGCGAGAGAGGAGGGAUGGGAAGGAUGGCCAGCGUCACAGUAAAGGAACUUGUACUCGCUAUGCAUGGUAGUCAGCUGGACGACGUGAUGAGGGAAAAGGCGUUGGAGCCGUUUGUGGACGAAGUUUUGAGGAAAUUAGCCGAGGAUAGAAAAGUCGCUUUCCACUCACGGGAUGGCGUCAGGCGCUGGUUCUUGCUUUCGUAG